Messenger RNA from Limulus polyphemus (Atlantic horseshoe crab), 714 nucleotides. RefSeq names its product protein SpAN-like. The transcript is spliced from 4 exons. NCBI's taxonomy places the organism in Eukaryota, Metazoa, Arthropoda, Merostomata, Xiphosura, Limulidae. Bases 1 to 714 code for a protein of 237 amino acids. The record is from RefSeq and is a predicted model, not a curated record.
AUGAACGAGUUAUACCAUCAGUCUGAGAUUUGGGUUUUGUCUUUAGAUGUCUACAACUUUCCUUUGACGGAGAAGGAUUUCUGCAUGUACUUUCAGACAAGUGAAUUUGGGACCGACAAGGGUUUCGAACUUUUUAUUCGUCAAGUCACGAACUGUAACGCUAGAACUCCACUUACUUCAGGUUCGACAUCUGUGAUUACAACGACGACGACAACUGUACGACCCACAACAAGUGUAAAUCCCACGACAGCAUUUAAGGGACUAAUAACUAAGACGACGCCUGAACAGCUGAAAAUUACAGAUGCAAUAACUACGACUUCUGAGGGGCUGACGACGACGACGACUCCUAAAAUGCAUACAACAACACCUAGAGACCAUCUCAUCUGUUACUAUUACUUGCAAGAUCAAGCAGGUAACGUUAGCAGUCCCCUGUACCCAAGAAACUACUCAAAUUAUUUAGAUUGUACCUAUCUCUUCACUCGGAACAACGACAGAGACAUCUGCCGGUUAGAAUUGAAAAUAUUUGACUUUGACCUCCAGGAUUCAGUCGGGUGCUUUCGAGAUUAUUUUGAAGUUGGCGGGAAACGCUAUUGCGGCAAUUAUUCUCAUAAGAUAAUAGGAAACCGUUAUUCAUCGGGUUCCUUUACAUUAUUACUUUCAGUUAAGCUAGAAUACGUGAGGAAGUAUGAGUUGGAAUUAGUAGACAGUGAUUAA